Molecule: messenger RNA, 2647 nt
Organism: Xenia sp. Carnegie-2017
Lineage: Eukaryota; Metazoa; Cnidaria; Anthozoa; Malacalcyonacea; Xeniidae
Product: potassium voltage-gated channel subfamily H member 6-like
Exons: 8
Coding region: 352-2190 (612 amino acids)
Biological process (GO): potassium ion transmembrane transport; membrane repolarization during action potential
Cellular component (GO): membrane
Molecular function (GO): inward rectifier potassium channel activity
Source: RefSeq, a predicted model, not a curated record
GUAUUAGCCUUUUUGAUGCACGAUUUCGUAAACAAUCGCUGUGUGAGACAUAAUUAAACAAAUAAGUAGCUAGAAAACCUAUUUUUUAUCCUCGACAACGGGUACUAGUAAGUUGAUGAUGCCGUUUUUAAUCGCAACAUCUGUUCUCACUACUUUAUUGGAAAUCCACAGUUCAUUCCGCAUUUUUAUUUCAACAUAAUCGUUCACCAAGAAAUCAGUAUUGUUGCAUCGAUCCUUCUAUAAAUCAUUUGAAGAAUUGGAAAGUCAAUUGGUGACAACACUAGUUUUCAAUGUUAUGAAGUCAAUGAAUUCGAGCAAGAAAUAUUUCAUAUUAGUGAUAAACUGUUCGUGAUGUCUUUGAGUCCAUCAGUAAGUUACAAAGCAGCUGAACCUACCAUUCAUUCACGAAUAAUCAGACAUGAUUCCUUGUCAAAAGCUAUUUGGGAUUGGAUCGUUUUGCUACUGGUAAUUUACACUGCAAUCGAAGUACCGUACAACGUUGCGUUUAUAGUACCGUUGCACAAGAAAGUGUCGCUAAAAGAUAAUAUAUGGGAGAUUCUCAAUCUUUGUGUGGAUAUUCUUUUUAUUGUCGACGUGAUCAUUAAUUUUCGCACUACUUACGUUGAGGGUAGAACUGUCAAAGUUGUAAGUAACCCUAGAAAAAUUGCCUGCAAUUACUUAAGGACGUGGUUCUUUGUCGACUUUGUCUCAGCGAUGCCAUUUGAGUUAAUUUCCCUCUUGAGUUCACAAAAGGGCUUUGUCAAUUUGAUAAGUCUCUUGAAAACUGCACGACUUCUGAGGCUGGUUCGUGUCGCAAGAAAAUUGGAUCGCUAUUCCGAGUAUGGCAUAGCUGUAAUAUUCUUGCUUAUGGGAUUAUUUGCAUUAUCUGCUCAUUGGUUUGCCUGCAUUUAUUAUGUUAUUGGAAGAAACGAGAGAGAACAUCAUGCCAAUUGGAUUAACGUACUAUCUCGUGGACUGAGUGGCACGUCAUGUAACACACAUCACAAUAUUACCCGAUUGACUUUGAAUGUAUCGAUGACACAAAGCUAUCUUUCAGCCAUGUACUUUACUGUAAGCAGUCUCACUAGUGUCGGAUUUGGAAACGUAGCAGCUAACACAAAUGCCGAAAAGGCUUUUGCAAUCUGUGUCAUGUUGGUCGGUGCUUUGAUGUUUGCCACAAUUUUUGGUAAUCUUACUGCUAUCAUACAACGUUUGUAUCUAACCACAUCCAAGUAUCAUAAAGAUCUAAGUACUGUUCGCGAGUUUAUCCACUUUUAUGAAAUACCCUCGCCUCUAAGUGAUAAGUUGGAAGAUUACACAAAGAAUAUUUGGGCACAGACAAAAGGAGUGAGCGUAAAGAAGGUUUUGGAAAUUUUUCCUGAGUCGCUUCAAACAGAUAUCUGCUUUCAUUUAUGCCAAGGACUGUUCACCACGGUAUCAGCGUUUCAGGAGGCCGAUGAAUCUUGCUUGCGAGCAUUGUCGAUGAAGUUUCACUCAUUGCACUGUUUACCUAAGCAGUAUGUAGUCAAGCAGGGUGAUCCUAUUCAGGAGAUUUAUUUUAUCUGCAGUGGGAAUGUACAAAUUGUUAGAGAUGGCAGAACUAUGUUAACCUUGACAUCGGGAGAUGUAAUCAGUUGUGACUAUCGAAGCCCGAACCAUAUACCGAAGGCUAACGCAGAUUUAAGCGUCAUUGGAAUAGCUGAAAUACAAUCAAUCAAUUACGAGGACUUGUUGGAAUGCCUUCGAGCUCAUCCUGCAUUUGGAGAUGUCUUUUUCCAAAGGCUAGAGGGAUCCUACAGUUUGGAAGAAGAGGAAGAGUGCUGUGAGGAAAAAACAAAGUUCCCACAUUCCUUCAUUAAUGCUCGUAAAGAACUAUCAUAUUUUAAACUAUCUCCUUCGUCCCAUAAACAAAAAACUUCAGCGAACGGAUCAACUUGCAUUCAAAUUCAAGAAACUUCAUUUACAACAAACUGUGCAGGACCAUCACAUAAUAAAAAGGAAAAAGAAGAAGCGGCUUCGAACAAUUUACUUAAUAAAAAAAUCAACAUGGAGCAAAAACUAACACAACAACGUUUGGAUGUGAUUGAAAGUAAAUUAAAUGAAAUGGAAGAUUCUAUAAGGAAAAACUUUAAUUUAGUUAUAGAUAUGAUCAAAAAAGAUAAACGUGAAAAAACUAAUGAAAUAGAUUAAAAAUUAAAAAUGAUCUAUCAACUAUACUAUACGAGCUACAGAGUCCUCAUACUCUCCCAAUACUUUUGUUGUAAGGCAAAUGUUUCUGUGGGCAUAUUCCUGUGGAAAAGAAAGCCGGUCUAAAGUUCGGACUGGCUUCACACUGCUGUAAGAGCAGUUGGAUUUUUGUUUGAUUGGUUCUUUGUUGGCCACUGGUAUAAAGCAAAGUUUAAGACUUCUGUUUGAUUAUUAUAUAGUCUUAAUUGUUAACAAAUCUUCAGGAGACCGCUUCUCAGUUACUUAUCUCAGGACAUUAUAAUUUUUUAAUUAUGUAUAUAUUUUUACUGUACUUAAUUCCACAAAUAACCGAAUGUAAAAAUGUUUAACAAUUUAAUGCGCACACCAAAUUAAUUAUAGUUGUAUUUACGAACAAUAAACUGUGUUACCUUGCGAAAUAAAAAUUAUGUUCAAAGUCUAA